Toxoplasma gondii ME49 is the source of this 1593-nucleotide messenger RNA. RefSeq names its product SAG-related sequence SRS16E (gene SRS16E). Lineage: Eukaryota; Apicomplexa; Conoidasida; Eucoccidiorida; Sarcocystidae. The record is from RefSeq and is a predicted model, not a curated record. Gene Ontology annotation, cellular component: membrane. Bases 113 to 1294 code for a protein of 393 amino acids. The transcript has a single exon.
CAACGCCAUACACGCCAGUGUUCUUACUGCUUUGGCAAUCCUGGUUCUUCCGCCACCUCCUAACUUGUUUGGUUUUUUCGUUUCUAGUCAAUUUGUCUACAGCAUCUGCACCAUGGCGAGGACAGGAAGCAUGCAGCAACGGCGUGGAGGGUUCCAGACCACGGCCCGUAUGUUGAUGGCAGUUUGCGUGAGCGGAGUUUUGUUGCUCUCCAGCGGACCAUCCUCAGCAAAUAAACUGACUGAAGGGCAGCAGAACCAGAACUCGGGGCCUGGAGCCGCAACCCAGGAAGGACCCACCAUCGAGGGUGCAGUUGCCAAAUGCGUGCUCAAGACAACUGCUGCAGAAAAUGGCAGCUCACGAGCUAAAAAUACCACCGGUUUGACUCUGUCAAAAGAAAAUCUUGUUGUUUCUCUGCAGUGUUCCGGUGAGAAGAACGCCAUCGUACCGAAAGAUCAGAAGAAGGUUUGCUCGGCGGCUCCGAACGCAAAAGUAGCCGAUUGCAAAGGGGCUGACACAGACAAACAGGUCACACUGAAGUCCCUUCUUGGCACAAGUGGCGACAUCCAGUGGGAAAAAACAAUCGUAAGCACCGACAACAAGGGUGAAGUUAUGACGCUGAAAAUAAAGGAGUCUGAACUCCCUCUUUUCGACAAGGCCUUCUUCGUCGGGUGUGAAGAGGACAAGGCGCAAACACGGACGUCGCAGGCGACGGAGUGCAAAGUCAACGUCAGUGUGAAAGCGAGACCUUCUACUGUUGGAGAAAACAACGUUGUCACCUGCGCGUACGGCAAAGACAGCAACCCUAGGCCCUUGGAGGUGGAAAUGUCCGCGGACAACGACACCCUGACUAUCGAUUGUGGGACCGACGGUUCUCUCAAACCAACGAAAUACACAGAGGAGUUCUGCGUCACCGACAAUUCUCAAUUGGAGAGCUGCACGACGAAGAAGUUCUCAGAAAUUCUUCCCACUUUUUUGCCGAGCUGGUGGGUGUCAGACUCCCAGAAUGGUUCAGCGAAGCUGACAAUCCCAGAGUCGGGCUUUCCGGAAGAACAGCAGCAGUUUCGUUUGGGCUGCGUCCCCAAGAAGACAACACAGAGUCCGCAAGCAAAUCCGUCGGUGAAGACUGAAAAAGAAGAGGGCGCUCAAAACACUGAUGCAAGUACUUCGAACUGCAGUGUCAUUGUGACCGUUAAGGCUUCAAACUUUUCUUCUUUGGCGUCGUCGAUUGCGCCAACGGCAGCUGUAGCCGGUGGUGCCGCCGCUCUGACAGGAUUUCUCGUGGGUUCGUUUUAAGCAUAUUGGUAUUCGUACGUCAUUUGCUAAUGCUUCCGACGGCAGUGGCUGCUGACUAUCCGAAACGGUGCUCUUGAGUACAGAAUCCACUCUGUUGGAAGUCUUGAGGAUCCUCUCAAAGAGGUUCUACGUGUUUUAGACGCGGCUUUUCUUGUACGGGGUGACCUGAGGGUUCAUGUCCAGCGGUGUCUAGCCAUGUGAAGCUGUGGUAUGAUGUACCACAUGGGAACUGAGGGAACAUGCGCAUGAGUCUCUGUUGCUAGUGUUUUAUAAGGCACGCUUUAUUCGGUCACUCUUUU